AUGUAAGAAUCAGAAACUAAUUAAGUAAGCUAAUUUGAAAGUGAAGAUUAAUCUAAUCCAGCUUGUCCAAAUAAACCUAUAAUCCCUUAUCUUCUUCAAAAGAGCUUUGUUUAAAAAUCCGAUAACGCAAGUUAUCUAAAUUGGUAAUAACCUGAUUCGAAAAGAAAUAAGUCAUCUUUGGCUAUGAUUGGAACUUCAUAUAGCAAAUCAAAGUAGCAUGAAUGCUGUGAUAGAUUUGAAUAAAUUUCAAAUGCUCAAAGAAAGGCUGUUUAAAGUUAGAUCCAAACAAUGACUUAAUUGAAUUAGCUAAUUCUUGACCAUUCUAAGUUAUUGGAAGAUAUGAUAGGAAAGAAAAGGGAGGAAGCUGAUAAAAAUAAAUCAUUAUCUGAUUAGUCUGAUAUACAAAAGGAAGUCUCUGAAAAAGAAAGGAAAUAUAAAGAAUGGAAAGAAAAGUGUGAAAAAGAAACAUAAUAAAAUUAAUAAAGAGAUCAUAAAAUAAAGUAAUCUUGAAUUAAUAAAUUAGAGAAUUAAAGAAAAAACUAACAGAACUUGAAGAACAAUCAUAAAAGUCAAGCUAUACUAUUUCUUUAAAUUAAGAAGUUGAAACAUGGAAAAAUAAGUUCUUAAAUCUUACUAAAUAAAAUAAUGAAACAUAAAAAAAAUUAAAAGAAUAUGAGGAUGAAUUAGAAUAAUUGAAAUAAAAUAAAUCUUUGAGAGAUAGUGAUGCUUAAGUAAUAUAUACUAUAUAUAUUAUAGUAAUCUACAACAACUGUGACAACAACUAGAAAAAGAGGAACUGUAAAAUUAGCAGAACAAAUUUAAUAAUGA
This is a messenger RNA of Paramecium pentaurelia, 828 nucleotides long. Lineage: Eukaryota; Ciliophora; Oligohymenophorea; Peniculida; Parameciidae. The record is from the annotation of a GenBank genome assembly.